AAGAGCCGCUCGCGGCGAUCGCAUAGCCGAGGCGCUCAAACGAUCGCACAUCGUGGCCGUCGCCGUCGUAGACCGUGGACUCAACACUCAUUCCCAUUCAUAUUCAGUCAGUCUUUGACGAAGCGUCGCAGUUGUCAUCGCAGCGGGCACUGUGGUUACGGCUACUGUUUCGGACUCUGAAUCGGAUUCUGAUUUAACUCUGUGCUGUUCUGUUCUCGUCUGUUUAGCUGAUUCCUUCGGUAUCGGGUCGGGUCUCGGGCAACGCAAGCACACACGUCUAUAUACAUAUAUAUAUAUAUAUAUAUAUAUAUCCAAAUAUUUCUAUCGAACGGAUACGGAUGCAGUUUUGAUUACACACAAGCACAACCACGCACACACACGCACACUCGACGCACAACAAUAGGCAGUCAGCAAUUACGAAUCUCCAGUACGAGUGCAAAAGUGCAAUGUCUGGGUGUGAUUAAAAAAUCAAGUUGAGCAUAUUCUAUUGUUUUCGGAACCAUGACGAGAACAACACUACCAACAACAACAACAACUACUACUGCGGAACGGAGCUUCUAAUUUUGAUUAGAAAGGCAGCCAGAGAAGGAGACAAAGAGAGAGAGAGAGAGAGAGAGAGAGAACGAGAGUGAGCGAGAGGGAACGAAAAUAUGCAGCAAUAAAGAGCUUUAAAUAUCAACAAAAAUAUAUUAUCAAUGUGCAAUAUAGCUAAAAUAUUUAUAAAAUAUUCUAGAAGAAAGAAAAUACCAAUUAGUUCUAUCUAUAUAUUAUAAUUGAAAACCAAUUCAAAUGCCGGUUAGUGAUAAUAGUCUUACUUAUAUAUAUACAUACAACCAAACAUACAUACCAUACAUGUGUUAUGCAGUGCAAUAUGUUCGCCCAUAAAUAAAUUCAGUUAACUUGGUGGAGCAAAGAAAUGCCUAAAAUGCUAACUAAAACUCUAUUAACAACAACGAAACGGAUCUGCUUUUGGAUUUAAAAGUAAUACAAACAUAAGCGUCCAAUGGUAAUGGCCGUGAUACUGUUGCUCGCCCUGGCACUCGUACUCGGUUGCUAUUGCGCGAUCCAUAGGCAAAAGAUCAGUGCGAUUUAUCUGAAGCCGCUGCUGAAGAACACGCCCUUCGAGGACUGCUACCAUGCGACGCCCAUCGAGCAGCGGAAGCGGCGCAGCAUCUGGGAUAUACCUGGGCCGCAGCGUAUUCCCUUCCUGGGCACCAAGUGGAUAUUCCUCGUAUUCUUCCGACGCUACAAAAUGACGAAGCUGCACGAGGUCUAUGCAGAUCUGAAUCGUCAGUAUGGCGAUAUUGUGCUCGAGGUGAUGCCCUCGAACGUGCCCAUCGUGCAUCUGUAUAACCGCGAAGAUCUGGACAAGGUGCUCAAGUACCCGAGCAAAUAUCCCUUUCGUCCGCCCACCGAAAUCAUCGUCAUGUAUCGGCAGUCGCGGCCCGAUCGCUAUGCGAGCGUGGGCAUUGUGAACGAGCAGGGGCCGAUGUGGCAUCGGCUGCGCUCCUCCCUCACCUCCAGCAUCACUUCGCCGCGCAUCCUGCAGAACUUUCUGCCCGCUCUGAACGCCGUCUGUGAUGAUUUCGUGGAGCUGCUGCGCGCCAAGCGUGAUCCCCAGACUCAGAUCGUGGCCAACUUCGAGGAGCUGGCGAACCUGAUGGGCCUGGAGGCCGUCUGCACGCUCAUGCUGGGCAGGAGAAUGGGUUUCCUGAGCGUCAAUACCAAGCAGCCGGAGAAGAUCAGCCAACUAGCGGCGGCCGUCAAGCAGCUGUUCAUCUCCCAGCGCGACUCGUAUUAUGGCCUGGGCCUCUGGAAAUACUUUCCCACGAAGACCUAUCGGGAGUUCGCGCGCGCCGAAGACUUGAUCUAUGAUGUCAUCUCGGAGAUCAUCGACAACGAGCUGGAGGAGCACAAGAAGUCGGCGGCCUGCGAGGAUGAAGACGCUGCCGGCCUGCGCAGCGUAUUCCUUAAUAUACUCGAGCUGAAGGAGCUGGACAUUCGGGACAAGAAGUCGGCCAUAAUUGACUUUAUAGCCGCGGGCAUUGAAACGCUAGCCAACACCCUCCUUUUCGUGCUCAGUUCCGUGACUGGAGAGGAAUCGGCUAUACCGCGUAUAUACGAAGAGUUUCGUGAGUAUCGUGACACGAACAUUCUGCAGGACGCGCUGACGAAUGCCACAUACACGAAGGCCUGCAUUCAGGAAUCCUACAGGCUGAGACCCACCGCCUUCUGCCUGGCACGCAUUCUUGAAGAGGACAUGGAGCUCUCCGGCUACUCCUUGAAUGCGGGCACGGUGGUGCUGUGCCAGAACAUGAUCGCCUGCCACAAGGACUCCAACUUCCAGGAGGCCAAGCAGUUCUGCCCCGAGCGCUGGAUUGACGCCAGCUCCGGCAACUUCACUGUGAACGUGGACAGUGCCAGCAUUGUGGUGCCCUUCGGUGUGGGUCGACGCACGUGUCCCGGCAAGCGAUUCGUCGAAAUGGAGGUGGUGCUGCUGCUGGCCAAGCUCGUGUUGGCCUUCGAUGUGAGCUUCGUGAAGCCGCUGGAAACGGAAUUCGAAUUCCUUCUGGCACCGAAAACGCCGCUGAGCCUGAGGCUGCGCGAUCGGGAGUUAUGAAACCUACUGAUCAGAGGCGUUUAUGUUGCAAGUAAACCCCGAAGGUAGGAACUGAUAUGGCGCUUGUAAAUUGGAGCUUAAGAGUUUUCAGAAAACUUUCCUUAAAACCAAAAAUUUAACUGUGGAUCGAUUGCAGUCGUACCCUUACAGCGAAUUAUAUAUUCACCGUGCAAAUUGCGUAAGGCGUAACAUAUCACCUAGCUUCUGUCAGGCAUUUGCAUUUAACAUUUCAGCCGCAAAGUAUGCUUUAAUUUUUUCCAAUAUGCGAGCGACAUUCGUAUAUGAAACGAGUAUAUAAUAGAAAGAUAUAUAUAGUGUAUAACCCAGAUAUCUGACAAAAAACACACCAAACUGUACAUAGAAAAAAGGUCUAGAAAGUAGAGUUCAUUUAAUAAAUAUAUAUAUAUAUAUGAAUAAAUAUCAGUUACUCAAGUCGUAGGUAGCUGUUUCAUAUACGUUCCAUUGUGUUGUUUUAGCUAGUUAUUGUUUCUCUUAAGUAGCGGCAAUUAUUUUUGUGGCCUGUAAACGGAAAGACUGUAUUUAAGUUUUGUUGUUUCAAUAUUGAGGUGGCACCUUAUGUAGUAAUAUGUAUGUAUAAUAAUUAACUAUAAACACACGAAAACAACAACAACAACAAACACUAACAACUAAUUCGUAAUGCUCUGUACAGUUAACAAACAUGUAUUUAUUCAAGUUUUCUAUUUCCUAGUUUUCUAGCUGUGUAUAUUUUUGUUAAAUCAUAAAAGAAAGACGAGAGUUAAAAACAAUUAUGAAAAAAAUAAAGUUAAGACUUUUAACUGUGUUUAUAA
Messenger RNA from Drosophila mojavensis, 3429 nucleotides. RefSeq names its product ecdysone 20-monooxygenase (gene shd). The transcript is spliced from 7 exons. Bases 1004 to 2620 code for a protein of 538 amino acids. Gene Ontology annotation, molecular function: monooxygenase activity; iron ion binding; oxidoreductase activity, acting on paired donors, with incorporation or reduction of molecular oxygen. The record is from RefSeq and is a predicted model, not a curated record. Lineage: Eukaryota; Metazoa; Arthropoda; Insecta; Diptera; Drosophilidae.